CUGCCUGCCUGCCUGCCUGCCUGCCUGCCGGGCACCAUGGCUGGCAUCGCGGCCAAGCUGGCAAGGGACCGCGAGGCGGCCGAGGGUCUGGGCUCGCACGAGCGGGCCAUCAAGUACCUCAACCAGGACUACGAGCAGCUGCGGGACGAGUGUCUGCAAUCGGGGACUCUCUUCCAGGACCCCGCCUUCCCGGCCAUCCCCUCCGCCCUGGGCUACAAGGAGUUGGGACCCUACUCCAGCAAGACUCGGGGCGUCGAGUGGAAGCGGCCCACGGAGAUCUGCGAUGACCCUCAGUUCAUUCUUGAAGGUGCCACCCGCACUGACAUCUGCCAGGGAGGCCUGGGUGACUGCUGGCUGCUGGCCGCCAUCGCCUCCCUCACCCUGAACGAAGAGGUCCUGGCUCGUGUCGUCCCCCCCAACCAGAGCUUCCAGGAAAACUAUGCAGGGAUCUUCCACUUCCAGUUCUGGCAAUACGGCGAGUGGGUGGAUGUGGUGGUGGACGACAGGCUGCCCAUCAAGGAGGGAGAGCUGAUGUUUGUGCACUCGGCUGAGGGCAGUGAGUUCUGGAGCGCCCUGCUGGAGAAGGCUUAUGCCAAGAUCAACGGCUGCUAUGAAGCCCUUUCUGGGGGUGCCACCACUGAGGGUUUCGAGGACUUCACAGGAGGCAUCGCCGAGUGGUACGAACUGAACAAAGCUCCACCCAAUCUGUUCAAGAUCAUCCAGAAGGCCCUGCAGAAAGGCUCGCUCAUGGGCUGCUCCAUUGAUAUCACCAGCGCAGCUGACUCCGAGGCCGUCACCUUCCAGAAGCUGGUGAAGGGCCAUGCAUAUUCUGUCACCGGAGCAGAGGAGGUGGAAAGCCGUGGGAGCCUGCAGAAGCUGAUCCGAAUCCGAAACCCCUGGGGCCAGGUGGAGUGGACUGGGAAGUGGAGCGACAACUGCCCCAACUGGAACACUAUUGACCCAGAGGAGCGGGAGAGGCUGACCAUGCGGCAGGAAGAUGGAGAGUUCUGGAUGUCGUUCGGGGACUUCCUGCGGCACUACUCCCGCCUGGAGAUCUGCAACCUCACCCCCGACACCCUCACCAGCGAGUCCUACAAGAAGUGGAAACUCACCAAGAUGGACGGCAGCUGGCGGCGGGGCUCCACUGCGGGCGGCUGCAGGAACUACCCGAACACCUUUUGGAUGAACCCUCAGUACCUCAUCAAGCUGGAGGAGGAGGACGAGGAUGAUGAGGAUGGAGAGAGCGGCUGCACCUUUCUGGUGGGCCUCAUCCAGAAGCACCGGCGGCGCCAAAGGAAGAUGGGUGAAGACAUGCACACCAUCGGCUUUGGCAUCUACGAGGUCCCCGAAGAGCUGACGGGACAGACCAACCUCCACCUCAACAAAAAGUUCUUCCUGACCAACAGAGCGAGGGAGCGGUCGGACACCUUCAUCAACCUACGGGAGGUGCUCAACCGAUUCAAACUGCCACCUGGCGAGUACAUCCUGGUACCCUCCACCUUUGAGCCCAACAAGGAUGGCGACUUCUGCAUCCGGGUCUUCUCUGAGAAGAAGGCUGACUACCAAGUUGUUGAUGAUGAAAUUGAUGCCAACAUUGAAGAGAUUGAUGCCAACGAAGACGACAUCGAUGAUGGAUUCAGGAGGCUCUUUGCCCAACUAGCUGGGGAGGAUGCUGAGAUUUCUGCCUUUGAGCUGCAGACCAUCCUGAAACGAGUUCUCGCCAAGCGCCAAGAUAUCAAAACGAAUGGCUUCAGCAUCGAGACGUGCAAGAUCAUGGUUGACAUGUUGGAUGAGGAUGGCAGCGGGAAGCUGGGGCUGAAGGAAUUCUACAUCCUCUGGACCAAGAUUCAGAAAUACCAAAGAAUUUAUCGGGAAAUCGAUGUGGAUCGCUCCGGGACCAUGAACUCCUAUGAGAUGCGGAAAGCACUAGAGGAAGCAGGUUUCAAGCUGCCCAAUCAACUGCACCAAGUCAUCGUGGCUCGGUUUGCAGACGACGAUCUAAUCAUCGAUUUUGACAAUUUCGUCCGUUGCUUGGUCCGACUGGAAACACUUUUCAAGAUAUUUAAGCAGCUGGAUCCCGAGAACACUGGAACCAUAGAGCUCAAUCUUAUCUCUUGGUUAUGUUUUUCUGUACUUUGAAAUUGUCUUCCAUCUGCCUGAGGACUUCUGGUGAAAGAAAUUCAGCUACGGACUCAGUUUCCACAGGGAAUUUUUAACAUUUUAUCUGGACCUUGGAAUUAUGGAAUAUUUACUUAAACUGAUGAUCAUAGCUGAAAGUAAUACUGAAAUAGACCUUACAGCUACCAAAGGUCUGCAUAUCACCCUAUUAAAACUAGUCCAGCCCUAAGGCCCUUCCUAAACCCAAAGAAAGCUUUAAACCUAUA
Messenger RNA from Suncus etruscus (white-toothed pygmy shrew), 2384 nucleotides. RefSeq names its product calpain 2 (gene CAPN2). The record is from RefSeq and is a predicted model, not a curated record. Bases 37 to 2139 code for a protein of 700 amino acids. Gene Ontology annotation, biological process: proteolysis. Gene Ontology annotation, molecular function: calcium-dependent cysteine-type endopeptidase activity; calcium ion binding. The transcript is spliced from 21 exons. NCBI's taxonomy places the organism in Eukaryota, Metazoa, Chordata, Mammalia, Eulipotyphla, Soricidae. Gene Ontology annotation, cellular component: cytoplasm.